Messenger RNA from Daucus carota subsp. sativus, 603 nucleotides. RefSeq lists its product as uncharacterized. The record is from RefSeq and is a predicted model, not a curated record. NCBI's taxonomy places the organism in Eukaryota, Viridiplantae, Streptophyta, Magnoliopsida, Apiales, Apiaceae. The coding region runs from base 124 to 357 and encodes 77 amino acids. Gene Ontology annotation, cellular component: endoplasmic reticulum membrane; COPII-coated ER to Golgi transport vesicle; Golgi membrane. The transcript is spliced from 3 exons. Gene Ontology annotation, biological process: endoplasmic reticulum to Golgi vesicle-mediated transport.
UUCCCAUCUUCCUGUACCGCAUUCUCUUGGUUCGCAAAAAUCACAAUCGGAGCGCUCCCUUUUUGUGUUGUACCAAGCUUUGCUUCGAUUCAUCCUUAAGGGGGUUCAUAUCUUUGCUAGGUGAUGGGUUUGUGGACAUUGCUAGAAGGCUGUCUGCUUCUUGCAAAUGCACUGGCAAUAUUGAAUGAGGACCGCUUUCUUGCACCUAGAGGGUGGAGCUUCCAGGAAUUUUCAGGGGUCAAGAGAAAUUCAUUUAAAGGACAGCUAAUUGGUCUCAUAUACGCAACCCAAUACUUGAGAGUUCUACUAAUUAUGCUCAACUCCCUUUGCAUUGUUGUGAAGCUAGUUUCUGGAUGAUCAUCCUGGCGUUUCGUGAUGUUUGACUCUUUAUACCAGGAGUCUGCAAAAAAGGAUACUUUAGAAAGCACCAGAACAUACUUGUCCGCACAGCAGGAUGUUAUAGAAGAUUACGUUUGGUUAUCAUUGUAAGAUUAUCAUCAGGUUCCCAAGCUGUAGGAAUGUGAAAAUGUCAUGAAUACAGAGAUUGCUUGUGUGUUGUUGAACCAACCUUAUUUAGAGUUCCAUUUGAUUUAGGUUGCUGCA